Molecule: messenger RNA, 1290 nt
Organism: Penicillium argentinense
Lineage: Eukaryota; Fungi; Ascomycota; Eurotiomycetes; Eurotiales; Aspergillaceae
Product: phosphoinositide binding protein ATG18
Exons: 5
Coding region: 1-1290 (429 amino acids)
Biological process (GO): autophagy of mitochondrion; protein localization to phagophore assembly site; nucleophagy
Cellular component (GO): cytosol; extrinsic component of membrane; fungal-type vacuole membrane
Molecular function (GO): phosphatidylinositol-3,5-bisphosphate binding; protein binding; phosphatidylinositol-3-phosphate binding
Source: RefSeq, a predicted model, not a curated record
AUGGCGAUGAAUUUCGUGACCUUUAACCAGGACUACAGCUAUCUGGCUGUAGCCACCUCCAAGGGAUUCCGCAUUUUCACGACCGACCCGUUCGCGAAGAGCUAUGAGACCAAAGAAGGGAAUAUUGCCGUGAUUGAGAUGCUGUUUUCGACAUCCCUCGUAGCUCUUAUUCUCUCUCCUCGUCGGUUGCAAAUCACAAACACCAAGCGCCAAUGUGCAAUAUGCGAGUUGACAUUUCCGACUACGGUCCUUGCCGUGAAACUAAAUCGCAAGCGCCUAGUCAUCGUGCUGGAAGACCAGAUCUACCUCUACGACAUUCAGACCAUGAAACUCUUGUUCACAAUCGAUACAUCACCUAACCCGCAUGCUAUCUGCGCCCUAGCACCUUCGUCCGACAACUGCUACAUGGCAUAUCCCCUUCCUCAAAGGGCCCCUCCAGCAUCGAAGCCACCAGCACAUGCACCACCUGGUACAACCCACGUGUCGCCCACGACCGGCGACGUUUUGAUCUUCGAUGCCUCCAAGCUAGAGGCUAUCAACGUCAUUGAAGCCCACCGCUCUCCGUUGGCAUGCAUCACCCUAAACAGUGAAGGAACUCUACUUGCGACGGCCUCAGAUAAAGGAACCAUCAUUCGCGUCUUCUCUGUUCCCGAUGGACAUAAACUCUACCAGUUCCGACGUGGUUCCAUGCCCUCUCGCAUCUUCAGCAUGUCCUUCAAUACGACUUCCACUCUCCUCUGCGUCUCCUCAUCUACCGAAACCAUCCACCUUUUCAAAUUGAGCCAGCAAGGCCCAUCGUCGAAUAACUCGCCUCCAUCCCACUCUCCGAUCGGUCGUGAUUCGUCGUACGGAACCAGUCCAUUCGGAAGUAUAAAUGAUGAGGAUGAGAUUAGCGGCGAAACUAGCUCGGAGCUGGCUCAGCGGAAGCACAAUGGGACUCUGAUGGGAAUGCUCCGCCGGACAUCUCAAAAUGUCGGUGGAGCUGUAGCUGCGAGAAUGGGAGGCUACCUACCUAAAGGAGUCAGUGAAAUGUGGGAGCCGGCGCGAGACUUUGCGUGGAUCAAAAUUCCACGGCCGAACCAAGGCGCUGCCGGAAGCAACAACACCGGGCCUCUAAGAAGUGUGGUUGCGAUGAGCAACAGUACCCCUCAAGUUAUGGUGGUGACGAGUGACGGCAACUUUUACGUCUUCAACAUCGACUUGUCAAGAGGUGGGGAGGGAACCCUCACAAAACAAUACUCUGUGAUCGAUUCGAAUGAUAAGUUAGGGCACUCUGCAGUAGAUUACUGA